Messenger RNA from Scophthalmus maximus (turbot), 1602 nucleotides. Its product is annotated as dTDP-D-glucose 4,6-dehydratase-like. The coding region runs from base 182 to 1186 and encodes 334 amino acids. Gene Ontology annotation, biological process: nucleotide-sugar metabolic process. Gene Ontology annotation, molecular function: dTDP-glucose 4,6-dehydratase activity. Lineage: Eukaryota; Metazoa; Chordata; Actinopteri; Pleuronectiformes; Scophthalmidae. The record is from RefSeq and is a predicted model, not a curated record. The transcript is spliced from 12 exons.
GUCAACACUGCCGUAAAACAGACCGCCGCUGUCGCACGUUACACUGCGUACUUGUGCGUGUGGAGGGUAACAGAAGCGUUGUGUUCUCUCAGGUGAGAAAUGACAGGAAACACGACCUGGUGGGAAGGAGUGAAAGUGUGAUUGCGUCAGUAGGAGACUAGAAUGUGACCUGACACACAGGAUGGACUUCAACCGGACUGUUCUGGUGACCGGAGGCUCCGGAUUCAUUGGCUCCCAUCUUGUGUGUUCACUGGUCGACAGACACCCUGACUGGAGAAUCAUUAACCUGGAUAAUUUGGAUUACUGCUGCAGCCCCAGGAGUCUGGAGAGCGUCGACGAUAGGGCGAACUACACCUUCAUCAGGGGAGACGUGUGUAACUCGCAGCUGGUCGACCACAUCUUCACCACAGAGACAGUCGACGUGAUCUUCCACCUGGCAGCCAAAACGCACGUCGAGGCGUCGUUUGAAUCUCAGUCUACAUUCCAGCUGGUCAACGUCGACGGCACCAGAGUUCUACUGGCAGCUGCCCGUCGGGCCAGACACCGGCCGCAGCGCUUUGUCUACGUCAGCACCGAUGAGGUGUACGGAGCCAGUGUGGACGAGGUGUUUGACGAGAGCAGCCCACCGAGGCCGACCAACCCGUAUUCUGCAACGAAAGCAGCCGCAGAGCAACUGGUCAAAUCCUACUGGGACAAAUACAAGUUUCCGAUCAUUAUUACCAGGAGCAACAACAUCUACGGGCCCAGGCAGUUUACCGAGAAGGUCAUUCCAAGGUUUCUCACCCUCUUGCAAAUGAACAAGAGAUGCACCAUCCAGGGAACCCUCCCCAAGUCCCGCCACUUCCUGUUUGUUGACGACGCGGUCGCUGCCUUCCUGUUGGUUCUGGAGAAAGGCACUGUGGGCGAAAUCUACAAUGUGGGGACGACCUGUGAGGUUCCCAUCAUGCAACUGGCCCGGCAGCUUAUAAGGAUGAUCAAGAAUGUUCCGGACUCUGAGGUGAAGGAUUGGCUCGAGUUUGUGCCCGACAGGCCACGGGUCGACCUGCGCUACCCCAUCACCUGUGAGAAGCUGCAGCAGCUGGGCUGGAGGGCGGAGGUGUCCUGGGCUGAAGGCAUCAGACACACUGUGAAAUGGUACCAAGAAAACCCAGACUUCUGGUCAGACAAGAGCGAGCUUCAGCAAUAGAUGGCUUCUGCUGUGCCCUGUGGCUUGACUGACAGGUUGCAGAUUGAACAGAGUCACUGCUGCUACGUCAUUAUCCUCAAGAGUCCAAUCACUUGGCGUUGGGCCAAACAGGACGGCAGCGCCUCCCUUCAACCAAAGCAGUUUCACCUGGAAAUGAAAGCACUUUAUCUCCAAAUUAAUUACAGAUUCCGAUGAUCUGAUCAUCUGCUCCUACGAGACAGAUUUAUAUUAGUUUACUAAUAUUGGAAGCAUUCAACACGUUCAAGCGACUGGUCUGCCGCUGCAACUUUACAUUUCAAACAGCAAGUCCCUCAUCUCAGUCAGGUGUUUUGUACUCUACACUUUCUUGAAUUUUUUUUAUACAAUGCUGAAGAAUCUAUUUAAUUACAAAUAAACAUAAUAUUUAAUAAGUUGAA